This is a messenger RNA of Salvia hispanica, 1504 nucleotides long. RefSeq names its product replication factor C 2 (gene RFC2). Gene Ontology annotation, cellular component: DNA replication factor C complex; nucleus. Gene Ontology annotation, biological process: DNA repair; DNA-templated DNA replication. Gene Ontology annotation, molecular function: ATP binding; DNA clamp loader activity; ATP hydrolysis activity. The record is from RefSeq and is a predicted model, not a curated record. NCBI's taxonomy places the organism in Eukaryota, Viridiplantae, Streptophyta, Magnoliopsida, Lamiales, Lamiaceae.
CAAGAUUUAAUUUGAACCCUGUUCAUUCUUUUCGCCCAAAUCAUAAAGAACCCUAGCCUCAAUCACAUACCGCUGCCGCUGUCACCACUUUGCCGCCGUCUCCGUCCAUCUCCUCUCUCACCUGCGCCUCCACAGGCAGCAGGGAAGUGCUGCGACGUUUUUGGAGAUCCGAAAUACUCGCACUGAGGCGAGGAAGCAUUGAAUAAAAAGGAAAAAGAAGAAAAGGAGAGGAUUUAAGCGAGGGUUUUGUGGCUGAAUUGAAAUUGGAAGGCUCUGCAAUGGCGUCUGCAUCAUCGUCGUCGGUGGGGCCAGAGAUCCCAUGGGUGGAGAAGUUUCGCCCCACUAAGGUGUCUGAUAUCGUCGGCAAUCAAGACGCCGUUGCCCGCCUCCAAGUCAUCGCCCGCGAUGGCAACAUGCCCAAUCUUAUUUUGGCUGGUCCUCCUGGAACUGGUAAGACUACUAGCAUAUUGGCUCUUGCUCAUGAGCUCCUUGGCCCAAAUUAUAGAGAGGCAGUCUUGGAGCUAAACGCAUCAGAUGAUAGAGGAAUUGAUGUUGUGAGAAACAAAAUAAAGAUGUUUGCCCAGAAGAAAGUUACAUUGCCCCCUGGAAGGCACAAGAUUAUAAUUUUGGACGAAGCUGACAGCAUGACUUCAGGAGCACAACAAGCUUUGAGAAGGACGAUGGAAAUAUAUUCUAACUCUACACGUUUUGGGCUAGCUUGCAACACUUCAUCAAAGAUUAUUGAGCCUAUUCAGAGUCGCUGUGCUCUUGUUCGAUUUUCUAGACUAUCCGAUCAAGAGAUCCUUGGACGUCUCAUGGUGGUGGUUGCAGCUGAAAAGGUACCUUAUGUUCCAGAAGGUCUUGAAGCAAUUAUUUUUACUGCUGACGGUGAUAUGAGGCAAGCAUUGAACAACUUGCAAGCCACAAAUAGUGGAUUUGGGUUUGUUAAUCAAGAAAAUGUUUUCAAGGUUUGUGAUCAGCCCCAUCCCUUGCAUGUCAAAAAUAUGGUACGCCAAGUUAUUGAUGGGAAAUUCGACGAUGCUUGUGCUGGAUUGAAGCAGCUCUAUGAUUUGGGCUAUUCACCAACUGAUAUCAUUACCACUCUAUUCCGAAUCAUAAAAAACUAUGAUAUGCCUGAGUAUCUGAAGUUGGAAUUUAUGAAGGAGACAGGAUUUGCUCAUAUGAGGAUCUGUGAUGGAGUUGGUUCAUAUCUUCAAAUGUCCGGUUUGCUCGCAAAGCUUGCAUUGGCCCGAGAAACAGCCAAAGCAGCUUAAUUAGUUGCUAGUUAGGUGCGUGUCAUUGUAGAUUCUGAGAUUGCCUGUUUAUCGAAACACUUGUGUAUUGUCUCCUUGUGCAAGUUCGUGCACAAUGCCAGUAACUUUUGCUGAAGUAAAAUGUUUACCUUGUACUCUUGUAGCGAUGGGGAGGAGAGUUGUAUGGUCGCUGGAAAUAUGUUUUGAGAUGAUUAGGAUAUUUCCCCAUAUUGGAGCUUUAAUGUGUGGUA